Messenger RNA from Varanus komodoensis (Komodo dragon), 2169 nucleotides. RefSeq names its product G protein-coupled receptor 132 (gene GPR132). The coding region runs from base 480 to 1565 and encodes 361 amino acids. The record is from RefSeq and is a predicted model, not a curated record. Gene Ontology annotation, biological process: G1/S transition of mitotic cell cycle; negative regulation of G2/M transition of mitotic cell cycle; G protein-coupled receptor signaling pathway. Gene Ontology annotation, molecular function: G protein-coupled receptor activity. Gene Ontology annotation, cellular component: membrane. The transcript has 2 exons. Lineage: Eukaryota; Metazoa; Chordata; Lepidosauria; Squamata; Varanidae.
GGCUGUUUACAUGAACAGAGGCUCCAGAGAUCAAAAGCCACCUUAGCCUUAGCAGCUUUGCAAGAUCCUGCCAGGAGGGCUGUGGUCUCUGUUGGUCUGCAAGUAGCAAAGAUGCAGGGACCUCGGACAAGAUCCCCACCCAGCCAUCCCCACUCCAUGCUUCUGCCUUCUCAAUACCAAUGACACCAGCCCCUCUCGCAACUCGUCUUUCUCAUCCAUGGUGCUGCCUGCGUGCUCAACGAGAGGAAAGCCAGUGAGCGCAUCAGGCAGCGCCACCUGCAGCUUCUCCCUGUCCCCACCACCGUCGUCUGGGCCAAGGUGAGGCAAGCGAACAAGAAGGUUGCAGCAGUGACAAAGAUGGACAAGUCUAUGAGUUCACAUCCGUGGGCACCCACUAGAGCAAGGGACACAGCUUGGAUGCUGGCCUUGCAGUGAGGCCUGAGUUCUUAUGCAAAGAGACCCUCCUUCAGGAAGCUGAAAUGAACAAGACAGCCUCAAAUCACUCUACCUGCCCUACCACGUCAAUUCCAUUUGAAGAAAGUCGGCAAUUUCUGGUUGUUGUGUACAGCCUUGUGUUUACCCUGGGCCUGCCCACCAACUUCUUAACUGCCUUCAUCACUUGCAUCCAAAUCAGCAAGAAAAACAUCACUGCCAUCUACCUGUGUGGCCUGUCACUGUGCGAACUGAUGUACCUGAGCACCCUUCCCAUCUGGAUCGUCUAUGUGCAAAACCAGCACGUCUGGAAAAUGGGACGGAUAUCCUGCCAGGUGGUGACCUACAUCUUUUUCUGCAACAUCUACAUCAGCAUCCUCCUGCUGUGCUGCAUUUCCAUAGACCGCUACGUGGCUGUGGCGUACGCACUGGAGAGCCGAGGGAAGUGGUGUCGAUGUCAAAGGACUGCCACUGUGGUCACCGUCGUUCUCUUUGGCACGGUGGCAGUGAUCUAUAGCCCUGUGUUCUUCUUAGAAAAAGUACAGGAACAACACUGCACGACUUGCUUUGAAAUGCCGGUCAACAAGACAGUGGCCACCAGCAAUAUCAUCCGGUUCUUUGUGGGCUUUCUCAUCCCUUUUGGGCUCCUCAUUUGCAUGAACUACAAAGUCUUCCAGAACAUUAAGGCCAGCAGCAGCCUCAGCCCACGCCACAAAGCCAAAGUGAAGAACCUGGCCCUCGCCAUCAUCAUCAUAUUCCUGGUCUGCUUUGCCCCCUACCACUGCGUCCUGCUUGUGCGAUCCAUCCACUUUUUUUGGUGCCACGGCAAUAGCAGCACGUUUGAAGAAAAGAUCUACACCACCUCCGUGGUGUUCCUGGGCUUAUCCACAGCCAAUGCUGUGGCAGACCCGUUCAUCUAUGUGCUGGUGAGCGAAAAUGCCCGGCGCGAUUUUCAUCGGACUUUCAGAGCAUGUGGGAUACAUUUUUCUGGUGGUUCCAAUAUGGAAAGUAGCAAAGACAAUGAUUCUUUGCUACUUUCCAAAUUAACGAAGGAGACGUGUGUGCUGCCAAACAAGGAGGAGAGAGAACACCUUCCUCAACUACAGCAACUUGUUACUAGUAAAGCGGUGUAGAAGGUGUGCAACUCACUCCGAGGGGAGUGACAUGGUGCUUUUCCUGUGGGGCCCUGGAACUGAGCAAAAGCCCCUGAGCCCUUUGGGGAACAAUGUGAUGCCACUGCGUAGCACACUAUGAAUGGACCUUUCCUCAAACCCCAGCUGUUGCUCACAACGGCUGACGUGACACAUGCAUCGCACAGGACUUGCUGCUCCUUUAGUGAAGGAUCAUGCAGUAGUAGCAGCAGCAGCUAUGGAGUACCUCACGGAUGGAAGAUGAUUUGCACCCUGAUACGUUCAUGGGGAAGAGCUGUCAUGCAUCAGUUCGAGAGAGAGCUUCUUGCGUGAUAUUCAUGCUAUCCUGAAUAAACGACCCACCACACCUGGCACUGUGGCAGCUGCUUGUCUGAGCUGGUUUCUCUGCACCGUAUUCCAAACCACACUCCCCUGCUUGUGAAACACAAGCUCUCUGACUGGUGCCUAAUACACAUUUGCCUUCAACUUAGGCGUACCUCCCCCUUCUUUACAUCUGGACAAGGCUCCACCCACUUAGGAUAUAAGAGUUUUUUAUUAUGUGAAAAAAUGAACAGGUAUACAGGAAUAAAGAUACAGCUUGAUUGUG